This is a messenger RNA of Boleophthalmus pectinirostris (great blue-spotted mudskipper), 3614 nucleotides long. RefSeq names its product cyclin J-like (gene ccnjl). NCBI's taxonomy places the organism in Eukaryota, Metazoa, Chordata, Actinopteri, Gobiiformes, Gobiidae. The transcript is spliced from 6 exons. The record is from RefSeq and is a predicted model, not a curated record. Gene Ontology annotation, cellular component: cytoplasm; cyclin-dependent protein kinase holoenzyme complex; nucleus. Bases 314 to 1558 code for a protein of 414 amino acids. Gene Ontology annotation, biological process: mitotic cell cycle phase transition; regulation of cyclin-dependent protein serine/threonine kinase activity. Gene Ontology annotation, molecular function: cyclin-dependent protein serine/threonine kinase regulator activity.
CAGCAGCAGCUGGGUAGCCGAGGAAGCGACUUUGUUACAGCGGAGCUGCCGUGGAGAAAACGGCUCCAGAUAAACCGUAAAAAGUACCUGGGAAAGGGGCAAAACGACACGGUUCAACGUGUAUUGCUGUGGUUCGGUCGUGGCAGCUGUUUUAUUCAUUGACAUUAAAAAUCACCAUAAUUUCCUCGGCGAUUAAAGAGGGUUUUGCAAAGUUGCACCGAAGAGGAGUUCAGUGAGGAUGUCGGACUGAGACAAAGGGGUCUGGGGGGCAUUCCCGUCGGAGUGGUAAAACUUGAAUUUUCGCCUCUUCUGGAUGGGAAAGAUGGAGAGGGAGCUGCAAUGGUGGAAAGGACAGCUGGCUGCAGAUAUUCAUCAGUCCCUCCGCAUCAAGGAGCUGAAGUUACCUGUGUACCGGGCCCACUCUCCGCAGAUUGGCAUGCGGCGGUACUUCGCUGACCUGUUGGCCAUUCUGAGUAAUCGCUACCAGCUGUGCCCCACAGCGCGCCACCUUGCCGUGUACCUGCUCGACCUCUUUAUGGACCACUACGAUGUGGCAGUGAAGCAGCUCUAUGUCAUCGCCCUCUCCUGUCUGCUCCUGGCCAGUAAGUUUGAGGAGAAGGAGGACCGUGUGCCCAAACUAGAGCAGCUGAACUCUCUGGGCUUCAUGUGCAGCCUGAACCUGGUGCUCAACAAACGGGAUCUGAUCAAAAUGGAGCUGCUGCUGCUUGAGACGUUCGGCUGGAACCUGUGCAUGCCCACCCCGGCCCACUUCAUCGACUACUAUCUCCACGCUGCAGUGCAGGAGGGAGACCUGUAUAACGGCUGGCCCCUCUCCUCCUUCUCCAAGACCAAGGCCUUUAUGGACAAGUACACACACUACUUCCUGGAAGUCUCACUGCAGGACCAUGCCUUCCUGAGUUUCCGUCCGUCUCAGGUUGCUGCUGCCUGCAUUGCUGCAUCUCGUAUUUGUCUUCAGAUCAGCCCGAGCUGGACCACAGCUCUGCACCUCCUCACGGGCUACACCUGGGACCACCUCACUCAGUGCAUCGAGCUCAUGCUGCUAGCCCAUGACAACGAUGUAAAGGAGGCCAAUAAAAGCAAGUCCACACCUCCCCACAGGCCGUCGUCGCUGCAGCCUCAGUCGUCCUCUCAUCUGUCGCCUGUGUCUGCUGUUCAGAGACCCUCCUCCUCAUCCACUGUCUCAACUCCACAGCUGCUUUUUCAGCCUGAUGCCUUCCCACAUAUUUCACAGCAUUCCCCCUCACUGUCGCAGUUGCAGGCCCUGACUCCUGUGGUCAGUGUUUCUCAGGACUUCCUCCAAAACCACAGAAUGGGUCUGUUAACAGCCGCUCCAGUGGUGCCCCCCUCGCCCGCCUUUCCUUCAUUCUCCGCCCUGAGCUCAGGUCUUCAGGCCAGCUCCAGGGGCCUCCCUCUGCAGGGGCCCCUCUCCAUGCAGAUGGCCCUGGCUACAGAGCCACGACACUGUCUGAGCAUGGCCUAUAGUGGAGGGUACCUGGGAGCCCACCACACAUUCACAGCAGGCUGCUUCGACAGGUGACGCCAGGAGACGGAGAGGGAGUGCACCGCCAUGCUUCCGUCCCAAGUUCCAGCCAAAAAUCCUUUUCCAGAACUCCUCUCUCUCUCCGUCAGCAGUUCUGCACCUUCAGCCCCCGCGCCCUCCUCUAUGUCCCAGAGACGUCUCAAACGUAAACAAAGGGCCAAAGGCAAAACUGAUCCAGUGGAAGUCAUCACUCUGACGUGACUGUGGCUCCACUGUGGGAAUGAAACUCACUGUAAAGGCCAUAUCUCACUGUUUGUCAAUCUGCCAUCACUGUGAAUGAGAUGAACUCUGACUAACCCUCCUCAUUCAGUGCCUCACUCAGUUUGUGAAACUGAGUUCAUUUUACUCCAGGAAAUCUUUCAGCAUGUUUUGCUGCUGUUUUUAUUUUCUCACCUGCAAAAUUUUUUUGAGACAAAAAAUAGAGCUAUUCAGAGCAGUUUGAAAUUGAACUAGUUACUUGUGACUGUAAUCGACCUAAUGGCGAUUGAGGUUAUUGAUCACACCUGAUCAGUCCCACAAGAGGGAUCAUUCAUAUGUUUCUUCCCUCUUCUAAAGUUUUACUUUCCAAAGUUAAACUGAGAAUUUGGUGUUUCUAAAUUCACAGCUUUUGUGAUCCCAAUGUCUUCAGCUUAGUUCAAAGAUUUGAAGCUACUUGGAUGUGACUGGACCCCUCAGUGAAGAAGACUUGUGUUUAAUUGUGUGUUGUACAGAUGAAUUGCUGCUGCCUUUUAUGAACUGUUGGUUCUGUCUGUGUUGAUGAUGUUUACAUGAACCACUAAGUAUCAGGGACUAAAAUACGAUUACUUGAAUACGAUGCCAUUGAACCACACCAUAGCUUUUAUUUAUAACGUCUGACUUCUCUUUUUUUAUUUAGUGUAGAUUUUAUACCACGUGGAACACCCCAGUUUCACUAGUUUGUUUUGUUUGUACCUCUGUAUUUUCCAGCUCAGGUUAUAAGGGUAAAAACCUUUCUAUUACUCGCUGUUAUGCUUUAAGAGGAUGCUAUUAUAAUGCAUCUUUGGGGGCUCUCGGCUCCCCCUUUUCAUCACUGGACCAUUACACCUGCUACUGACUGACAACAAAUAGAUACUGUAGGAGUUCCUUUACUGAUGCUAAUUUCAUUGGUUUAGUCUUUUUGGACACUGGACAUCUCUGCAUCAGUGCCUUUCCCAAUAACACCAGCUCAUAAGAUAUACUAAAUAGUUACUGAUAAGCACAUUCAUGAAUGCUAUUGUACAGUUGAGUUUUUACAUUCCUUUCCCCCAUUUUUAGUUGUUUAAAAGUGCAUUGUGUAAGUUUUGUGGUUGAGGGCCGUCACAUUCUUUUAUCCAUGAAGAUGUUUUUGCUUGGUCUGGUUUGGUCUCCAUGAAGAUAGAAAUGUUUAAUACCAUACUGUGAAAUAUUCCAGACUAAGUUACAGGUCAGAUCUGUGGAAAGGCAACCCUGCUCACAGUCAGCAUCCCUGUUUUUUCUAGGUAUUUUUGAGCUAUUAAAUCAUCUAUAAUGUAAUAAAUGUUAGGUAGAGCUGUUUAAUGUCAUACUGUGGAACAUUCCAAGCAGAGCGGUGACAUAUCCAUAGAAACAAGCAGGUGACAGACCCUUAACCAAAAAGUUACAUAGUGUACCUUUUAUAUAACUGGAUUUUUGUUACUCUGAACUCAUGGACAAAUUCUCAUUGAGGUGUCAAAAGUGCAAUAGAUAAUGUUCUGUUAAAACUGCCAUCACAGUUUGGUGCACACCUCUGGUUCAAAUUUUUAAGUUAUUUCUUAAUGUGUGAUUUGACUUGCUGUUGCCUGGGCUACUGUUGCUGGUGAUUAUGUUGCAUAUUGUAGCCACCUCCAGUGAUAGACAAACUCAAUGAUUUUAUCUCUAGCUAGUUUCGCAUUUUGUUCUCAACACAACACUGGCAAUAGUAAUGCAUAAAACAUGAAUAUUCAGCUUAUAUUUUUAUAUCCUUUUGUAACAAACUGUAGUGUUGGUUUAAAUGACACUGGUUGAUAAAAAGAUCAUUAUCAGAUGUGCCAUGAAAAAAUAAACACACAUUUGAACCAAA